Messenger RNA from Drosophila grimshawi, 2277 nucleotides. RefSeq names its product transcription factor IIIB 90 kDa subunit (gene Brf). The record is from RefSeq and is a predicted model, not a curated record. Gene Ontology annotation, molecular function: RNA polymerase III general transcription initiation factor activity; RNA polymerase III type 3 promoter sequence-specific DNA binding; TBP-class protein binding. The coding region runs from base 164 to 2167 and encodes 667 amino acids. Gene Ontology annotation, cellular component: nucleus; transcription preinitiation complex; transcription factor TFIIIB complex. Lineage: Eukaryota; Metazoa; Arthropoda; Insecta; Diptera; Drosophilidae. Gene Ontology annotation, biological process: transcription by RNA polymerase III; DNA-templated transcription initiation; transcription preinitiation complex assembly. The transcript is spliced from 7 exons.
UAUUUUUCUUAGGAAGCGUGCGACUUUAUUUUUGGUUUAAAAUAUAGUUUGUGCACAUAAGACAACAAUUAAAAUGUCCUGAAUGACGUUGCUAAAGGCUAAAUAGUCUUAUACAUUUUAUAAUACCAUUGAAUUCGUCAAAUUAUCGCAAUUAUCGAGCAUCAUGUCGACGGGUUUAAAGUGUCGCAAUUGCGGAUCCAAUGAGAUCGAAGAGGAUAAUGCACGCGGCGAUCGCGUCUGCAUGAAUUGCGGUUCUGUGCUGGAGGAUUCGCUUAUCGUCUCUGAGGUGCAGUUCGAGGAGAUGGGCCAUGGCGCCGCCGCCAUUGGACAGUUUGUCUCCGCCGAGUCGUCGGGUGGUGCCACCAACUAUGGCUAUGGCAAGUUCCAGGUGGGCUCCGGCACCGAGUCGCGCGAAGUUACCAUCAAGAAGGCCAAACGUGACAUCACCUUGCUCUGCCAGCAGCUACAGCUGACCCAGCACUACGCGGACACUGCGCUCAAUUUCUUCAAGAUGGCUCUGCAUCGCCAUCUGACGCGUGGCCGCAAGAGCACCCACAUCUAUGCGGCCUGCGUCUACAUGACUUGCCGCACUGAGGGCACCUCACAUUUACUUAUCGACAUUAGCGAUGUACAACAGAUCUGCUCGUAUGAGCUGGGACGCACCUACCUGAAGUUAUCGCAUGCCCUGUGCAUCAAUAUACCAUCCGUUGAUCCCUGUCUGUACAUAAUGCGCUUCGCGAACCGACUCCAGCUGGGCGCCAAGACGCACGAGGUGUCCAUGACGGCGCUGCGCAUUGUGCAACGCAUGAAGAAGGAUUGCAUGCACUCGGGUCGUCGGCCCACAGGACUCUGCGGCGCUGCACUGUUGAUUGCCGCUCGCAUGCACGAGUUCAGUCGCACCCUGGCCGAUGUUAUCGGUGUGGUUAAAAUACACGAGUCCACGCUGCGCAAGCGUUUGUCCGAGUUCGCCGAAACGCCCUCGGGUGGAUUGACCCUCGAGGAGUUCAUGACCGUCGAUUUGGAGCGUGAACAGGACCCGCCAUCGUUUAAAGCGGCACGCAUUAAAGAUCGUGAGCUCAUCCAAAAUAUGGGCGUGCAUGAAUUAACGGAGCUGCAGAAGGAAAUCGAUGCGCAUUUGGAGAAGGAUAUUGGUAAAUACACGGACAGUCUACUGCGAAAGGCUUCAAAACGCAAGAAGGAGGAGUCUGCUCAGUCCAGCAGAUCCCAACCGAUCUCGGAAAAGGAACUGGAAAUGGAGGAGUCCAUACAGUUUAUUGAGGCAUCCAAUGCCGAGGUGAUUAAAGAGUUUAUCACAAGCAACACGGAGGACUCAAAGCCGCAAGCGGUCAUGACCAGUGCCGUCAUCGAGGGACUCCGUCCGGAUAUCGAGGCCAUUUGCCGUGUGACCGAAAGCGAACUGGCGGAUGUGGAGCGUGCCAAACAGCCAGCUGAGACGGAACUAUUCAUAGAUGAUCUGAACGAUGAGGAGCUGGAUCAGUACGUGCUGACGGAGCAGGAGGCGGACACUAAGUUGGAUAUGUGGAAAAAUCUAAAUGCCGAAUUCCUUCGCGAGCAGCAGGAGCGCGAGGAGCGCCUGGCCAAGGAACGUGAGGAGGGCAAGCCGGAGAAGAAGAAGCGUAAGCCGCGCAAAAAGGUCAUCGGACCAUCGUCGACAGCUGGCGAGGCCAUCGAAAAAAUGCUGCAGGAAAAGAAGAUCUCCAGUAAAAUUAACUAUGACAUUUUGAAGACCCUCACCGAAGGCAUGGGCACAUUAACAGGCGACAGUGAGUCAGCACCGGAGCCCAUGAAACCCAAGACACUGGAGGAACUGGAACAGACGCCCGUCAUUGUCGAGGAGGGACCCAUCUCGAGCAAAAAUAGCCGGGAUAAACCCAACUACGAUAUGCCAGGACCCAGUCGAAAGCGCGUCAAAGUGGAGGCGGCACUGUCCGUCACUCAGUCCGAGGAACAGCUGGAGGCAAAGCCGGAGAUUGCCGUUGAGCCAGAUGACUUGGACGAGGAGGCCGAGGCAGAUGAGGCAGAUGCCGAUGUCGAUGUCGACCCCGAACCGGAGCCAGAGGCAACGCUGCAGGACAUGCUGAACCAGGGCGCUGGCGAUGAAGACGACGAAUACGGCUAUGGCUUCGAUGAAGAGGAAGAAUAUUAAACUAAGCAAUUGCAUUUAGAAUUGGCGCACAUUCUGCAUGAUUAUUUUUAUACACUAAUCAGCGACAACUCAUAUUAUAAUUAAAUUAAGCAUUCAAUUUUUUAUCCACC